UGGACCUAUUUAUAAUAUAUAUAUAUAUCGAGGCAGAAAUUCUGCGUCAAAAUUCCAGUUUUUGCAGCACUCAUUUGAGUUUUAUGUUUUUCCAGACUCGUUAGAAAUUGAGUUUCAUUCUUUCAGGCAUGUCUUCCUUCUGGGUUGGUAAAGAAUCUCAAUGACAUUUUGUCUUUUUCUCGUUUUUUUUUCAAACUUUUACAUUCCGAAAACCACUACACACAGAAGAAAGCCGUUUUUAAAAUGUUCCAUAGAAUUUAAUUUAAGCUUGCAUAUCUCUUAAAUAAAUGUGAUAUUGAUAUGGCUAGCUAGCUAGCUACGAGUCAGAAAAUGAUGUCUCAAACUUGCAUAUUUCGAGAGGAUAACUUUCUUUUGAUCUGUUCUUUGUAUGCUUUUUUUUGGGGUGCAGUGAAAGAAUGGCGUGGUUUCUGAUACUGAACAACUGAUUUCCAACCAGACAAAACAUUUCUUUUUCAUUCUUUCGAAUUAAAAUAAUUACAACAAGACAAAACAACUUACCAUAUUAAAAAAAAAAAGCAAAAGGUGGCUGUCAGUGAGCCUGAGACUGUCGAGAAAAGAGCAUAAAGGGAUCCAAAUUCUGAAUUAAUGGACUCCAUUCGGUUAUUUACAUAAAUUAAUAAAAUUGAAAAGAAACAAAGUAUUCAGUUUUGUAUGCAUACAUGCCCUUCAUCAUAAUCAUGUCAUGAUCUUUAGACAGUUUGAGAUGGUUGUGUCUUCUGCUGCCGCGGUAUAGAGUAUAUAGAAUGACGAAGAUGGUGUCUGACAACUCCUCUUCUUCUCAUCACCGCUCUCCCAACACUCCCAAGUUCUCUAACCCCUUCACAACUCGAAUCUUUUCUGAUGUUGCGGGAGACAUUACAAUUGUGGUUGAUGGAGAGUCUUUCUUAUUGCACAAGUUUCCAUUGGUUUCUCGGAGUGGGAAGAUUCGGAAAAUGGUGGCAGAAGCCAAAGACUCCAACAUUUCAAAGCUGGAGCUUGUCAACAUACCAGGGGGACCCCAGGCUUUCGAAUUGGCCAUAAAGUACUGUUAUGGAAUGAACUUUGAGAUCACAACUUCAAACGUUGCUCAACUGCGUUGUGCUGCAGAAUACUUGGAAAUGACAGAAGAGUAUAGAGAUGAAAAUCUCAUCAAACGAGCAGAGACUUACCUAAAUGAAGUAGUGAUUCAAAGCUUUGAAAAGGCAGUUGAAGUUCUCGCAGCCUGCCAAUCGUUACCUCAGAUUGUGGAAGAGAUUGGAAUCCCAAGCAGAUGUAUUGAGGCUAUAGCCGUGAAUGCCUGCAAGGAACAACUAGUUUCAGGCUUGUCAAGGUUAGAUUGUGAUAAGGAAUUAACAGAACUUAAGAGUGGUUGUCUUGAGUGGUGGGUUGAAGAUCUCUCAGUACUAGGGAUUGAUUUUUAUCAGAGGGUUGUCUGUGCAAUGGGAAGAUCAGGAGUUAGACAAGAUAGCAUUAUUUCUUCAUUGAUGCAUUAUGCUCAGGCAUCGCUGAAAGGGAUUAAUGGGAAAUGUAGUCAAGUUUGGAAUCCUGCAAAACUGAAACCGAAUCUGAUUUUUGCAGAACAUGAGCAAAGAACCAUUUUGGAGGCUCUUGUGAGUUUAAUGCCCCAAGACAAAAGUGUUUCAAUUCCACAGAAUUUUCUGUUUGGAAUGUUGAAGAUGGCAACCAUGUUGGACACAACAAUUGCUUGCAGGCUUGAGCUCGAAAGGAGGAUAGCAUUUCGGUUAGACUUUGUUUCACUUGAUGAUCUUCUCAUACCAUCUUUAAAAUCUGGAGAUUCAUUGUUUGAUGUUGAUACUGUUCACCGCAUACUAGUAAACUUUCUCCAGCGAAUUGAGGAAGAAGAGAGCAAGGAUUUUGGAUAUGAAUCAGAUGGCAUUGGUUCUCCAAGUCAUGGUUCUUUGUUAAAAGUUGGGAGGCUUAUGGAUGCAUAUCUUGCAGAAAUUGCUCCUGAUCCUUAUCUAAGCCUGCAAAAGUUCAUUACGGUCCUUGAAAUUCUACCAGAUUACGCCCGUGUCAUCGAUGAUGGGCUUUAUAGAGCAGUUGAUAUCUAUCUAAAGGCUCAUCCAAUGCUAACCGAACUAGAAUGCAAGAAGCUAUGCAAGUUCAUAGACUGUGGUAAGCUCUCUCAAGAAGCCUGUAACCACGCAGCUCAAAACGAUAGACUCCCAGUGACUAUGUCAGUCCGUGUUCUCUAUUUCGAGCAGCUACGGCUAAAGAAUGCACUUUCUGGAAGCUCAGGGGAUGGGCUCCUUUCGCAGCGAAUGAGCAGUGGCGUGCCAAGCGCGGCCAUGUCCCCACGAGACAAUUAUGCUUCUCUGAGGAGAGAGAACAGAGAGCUGAAACUUGAGAUCACAAGAAUGCGAGUGAGGCUUAGUGAGUUGGAGAAAGAACAAGUUUGUAUGAAGCAAGGAAUGAUGGACAAAACAGGGAAUGGGAAAACGUUCUUGACUUCAAUAUCUAGAGGGAUUGGAAGGAUUGGCAUAUUCAGUACUGGUCCAAAUGGUGGAAAACGACAGAAGAAUGGACGAAAGUCCAGGGGAUCAGAAGGGAAUAACAAGAAUGGCAGAAGUAGGAGAUUUUCUGUUUCAUAAAUAAUUGUCCUUAAAUAUCAAAAAACAAAAAUUAAUAGUUGUUUUAUUAGUAAGGUUUUUGAGGGGUAUAGAAUAUAGUCAUGUCACUGUAUGUUUAUGUUAGUAAAGUUGGUAGUGUCUUCCUAUCAUUGUGGUGCAACGAAAAGAGAAUAAAAAACAACACAAGUGUUGAAUGGGAGAUAUGUUAGAAGUAAAACAUCAUGUAUACCACUAUUAAUUUGGCCACCCGAUGACACGACUACUGGCGUACUUCUGUUUUCUAUUUUUUUUUUUUUGAGAGAGAGAAAUUAAACUUU
This is a messenger RNA of Humulus lupulus (European hop), 2908 nucleotides long. RefSeq names its product BTB/POZ domain-containing protein At3g08570. NCBI's taxonomy places the organism in Eukaryota, Viridiplantae, Streptophyta, Magnoliopsida, Rosales, Cannabaceae. Bases 765 to 2612 code for a protein of 615 amino acids. The record is from RefSeq and is a predicted model, not a curated record. Gene Ontology annotation, molecular function: protein binding. The transcript has 4 exons.